Mesorhabditis spiculigera is the source of this 1071-nucleotide messenger RNA. The record is from the annotation of a GenBank genome assembly. NCBI's taxonomy places the organism in Eukaryota, Metazoa, Nematoda, Chromadorea, Rhabditida, Rhabditidae.
AUGGAAGAGGAUGAUGAUCUUCCGCUAAUACAGAACUCAAAGCCAAUUUUGAAUCAGAAUUAUAGAGAGCUGGUGCUCGAUUGUUUUAAUCGUGCUCAUAGCGAUAUGGCGCUUCGGAUAGUGGUGAGAGCUGGACAGCACCGGAAGGAUAUUAAACGAUGGGUUGCGUCGAGUACAGAAGAGAUCAACGCAAAUUUCCGAGACGUUUUAACUGAUUUUCUAAAGACUGUAAUGCAAAAUAUUGAUUCUACAGAAACGAUACAUAAAUUAUGCACAGACUACGGUAUUUCUCACGUGCCAAUGCGAAAAAUUGGAUUUAAGCCGGAUUUCUUUGCUGGCCUGGCCGACGCUAUCAUUUCCGAAUUUGUUUUCCUCGGCACCGAAGUGGUUAGCCAAUAUCCGGCCAAUUGUUAUCGGGCUUGGACGCGUCUUAUUGGAUUUAUGUUUACUUCUGUGCGAGAUGGAUAUUACGUUGAGCUACGCCGGGUCCGGAAGCAAAAGGCGUUAAUUGGGAACUACGUGCGCCCAUCGAUUUCGUUUGAAUCGAGCAGUUCCUCAGCUUACAACGAAGACUCCGGCAUCCAUUCACAUGAGACCUCUUUCGCCACUCUACACCAACUCCCGGCACCAUCCCCAUCCCCUGUUUCUGCCCCUCGAAAAAGCAGCGCCCCAGUACUUGGACGUCAAAAAAGCAUCUCCACAAAUUUCAUGUUCCUACGCGGCGGAAACCGAGCGAACCAAAGAGCCGAGCUAGCCCGAAAAGCCUAUUCAGGCACGAGAAGCCAGACAGCCAUUACACAUGCCUCUUCAUCGGAUUAUUUGGAUAACAAGCGCACGGGCUUUUAUCGUACCACGCAUAAUUCUCAUGACUUGACGGUGCCGCCAAAACCGCCGGUCCGAGGUCGAUUCCAGAAAAACGCAUCAACGGACUCCGAAUCAAAAUGGAGGCGUUUUGAAGAAUUGUCUAGACGAAGUACCGCACAGACAGCUAUGGCGCGCCAUCGAAGCACAUCAACAAGUUCAAUAUUCUACCCAAACAGCGUCAUCGACCGCUUUAUGAACGACCAAUUG